AACAACGGGCCGUGUGUGGCCAACACUCACGCUAACUGUGUUUGUUAAGGUGAAAUGUUAGCUGCCAACGUUUCCUGCGAACGUCGGCGGUUUCAUGCGUGCCAAUUAGCUCGGCGUCGGGCUAUCCAGGAAUUGAAGGGGAAUCAAGGGCCCUUUGUUUUAGCCCAGCAUGGACAGCUACUUCAAGGCAGCUGUAUGUGAUCUAGACAAACUGCUUGAUGACUUUGAGCUCAACACUGAGGAACUUGAUUGCAAGUCUGUUUUCCUGAAGCCCUCUGCGUAUCCCUUCUCCUCACUGGGCUCUCAGUGUUUAUCCUCAGAGGCGUCCACCGUCCCACCCAGCCUCCCUGACCUUAAUUCUCUUCAUUACGGCUCUGCCACCAGCUGUUCCGACCACCCCAGCGGUCACAACCGCAGCACCGAUGACAGAGAGGUCAAAGGUCAGCCUCUCACCGGAGUGGACCUUCUCUCCUCCGUGGAUCGUAGGCCAGCUAAGAGCUCGGCCCCUCCGUGCCCAGAUCGAGCUCUGAAGCCAGUGUGUGACCUUGUGAAUGACACAAGCUCGGCCAUCCUGGUCAGAGCCAACAGCCACGAUGCUUUCAGCGAGCUGGACAUGGUGGAAAAGCAAAUGGAGGAGGAGGAGACCCUGCUUGUGGACUUUGACAGCCCCGUGGUCACGGAGGAGCAAGGGGGGCUAAGCCAAAGCACUGGCUGUAGAGACAACAAGGAACAGCGCGCCUCUGCAGGGAAAGACGAACUGCUGAGUCUUGAUUCCCAUGAGCAGAGUGGUGGAUACUCUGCCUCACUCAGUCUGCUGGAUGUCAUACUUCCUGCAGCAGUGGACAGGGGCUGUGAGUCUACAGAUGAUUCACCGUCACCAAGGACCAAUGAGUCAGCUGAGAGAGAGGAGGGGGACUGUGAGGAGGUGGCUUGUACGAACCAAGUGUUGGAUAACUCUUUAGACCAUUGUGAACCAGAGGCCCCCCUGAGUGCUGAGAGCAUUAAAGAAACCACAACCUCACUGGAUAAAGAGAACGAGUCACAAGAAGCCUCAGAUAAAGGUGAGGCAGAGUCUCCUAAAGGUCUGAGGUCUGGGGCUUCAGACAGCGAACUGGUGGGCUUAUCAUGCUUGCCCAUAGCUGUGUCCAUGUGUGGAACUCUGGUGAAACCAAAGGACACAGAAGAUGAGUCAGGACAAGCUACAGAGCAGUGUGAUGAAGCAGACAUGUCGGAGAGCACAGAGGCAGACUCCCUGUCAGCACUGGAGGCCAGGGAGGAUAGGUCCUGUUUGAAGGAACCUGUUAACUCAUCAGUGUCUGUGUCCCAGCAGAUCGCAGAGGGCAGCCUGUCACCAGAGGGGGAGCAUGUCUGUCUUGGAGCUGCUGCUGCUGUCCCUUCUGUGGACCAUACCUCCUCUGAUCGCUCAGAACCCAGUCCACUUGAUCCUCCUGAGUUUGGCUUCGAGUAUCUGCCUGAGAGUGACCAGGCUGAGCUGCUGGUUACUGACGAAGAGUUAGAUGCAUUCCUGCAGGCGCACACUGAAGCAGAGCAGGGCAGAAGCGUCUCUUAUUGCAGCAGUUCUGGAGAUUGUACUCUACCUGAAAGUCUCACGGAACCAAAUGGGGAUCUAGAGGACAGGCUUGUGGAAGAGGAACUGAGAAGCUGUGGUCGAGCUAGACACGAGGAGCUAGAGGGUCUGGCUUCUCCAGAAAGUGACAGAACAAUGUGCGUGACUGUGGAGGGAAGUUUUAACCCCGGUGCUCCAUCACAAUCACAGGACUCUUGCAGACCUUGCCAGGAAGAGCCAGAACUCUCCUCUGGUGCAAGCCAUUCUUUGACCAGCAACACUUUCCAGUCCCAGCAAAGUAGUAGCCCUGAUCAACAGCCCUCCUAUGGAGGUGCAAGACCUAAACAGCUACACUGCCAAACUGCAAGGUCUCCACCAGCAGGGGAAGAAGCAGCGGCAGAGGAGCCUCAGACACUCAGUGGUUUUUCAAAAGGGCCAAGUGCAGCAGAGGAUGAAGGGAGUUCACCCAUAAGCACGAGUCUUACCGUAGAGCAUUCCAACAUUACGGAUUCAAGCCCUAUAUAUGCCACUCAGGAGAAUCAGGAUUACAGUGUGGGGUAUGAUGAACUCUCAGAGCCUCCACCUUACCCCGGGGAGCCACCCACAGAUGGUGCCAGGUCAGUAUAUUGGAAGAGAGAGGGAGCGGAGGAGCUGGGGAGCAGGCAGCCUGCUUGGGUGCCGGACUCUGAAGCCCCCAACUGUAUGAACUGCUACCAGAGGUUCACUUUCACCAAGAGGCGGCAUCAUUGUCGAGCAUGUGGAAAGGUUUACUGCGCUGUGUGCUGCAACAGGAAGUGCAAGCUGAAGUACCUGGAGAAAGAAGCUCGCGUGUGUGUCGUCUGCUUCGAUAGCAUACACAGAGCCCAGGCCCUGGAGCGGAUGAUGAGUCCUACAGGUCUCAGCCCAAACCCCAACGUCCCAUCUGAGUACUGCAGCACCAUCCCCCCUUUGCAGCAGGCUCGUGCCGCCGGCACUCUAAACUCACCUCCACCCACCGUUAUGGUGCCUGUGUCCGUUCUCAAACACCCAAACAACGACAGUUGUCCCCGUGAACAGAAGCGCGUGUGGUUCGCUGAUGGCAUCUUGCCCAACGGCGAGGUGGCAGACACAGCCAAGCUGUCGGUGACGAGCCGCAGGAGCUCCCAGGAGUUCAGUGGUGUCACCCCAGACCAGACAACACCUGGCUCAGCCGGGCCAGAGGUUGGAGUCGGUGUCUCCCCGACCCCCGAAGCUUCUGGAGCUGUAGAGGUGGUUCGACCUCCGCUGUCUGGACCCUGGGAUUAUGCCCUGCUUUCUGGAAUCGGUUCUUCAGUUAAGAGGGUUCCCUGUCUGCUGCCAGACAACGAGGAUGAGCUCCCUCCUCUGCUCAUCACCACCGGCGAGGACGAUGGAGGAGAUGUUUUGGUCGAGGAAAGUCCUGCCCCAUGCCAGAUUCUGCACCUACUAGAGGAAGGAGGACCCCGGCCUCUGACAUUUGUUCUGAACGCCAACCUGCUAAUCAACGUCAAGCUCGUGACAUAUUCCAGUCGGCAGUGCUGGUGUUUUGGUUCUAAUGGUCUGCAGGCUCUGGGACAGAGAGAGUUGGUGUUUUUGUUGGAGCUUUUGCCAGAGGAGAAAACUCUUCCAAAAGACCUCUUCACACUCUAUCUCACCAUUUACCAAGAUGCCCAAAAAGGGAAGUUUCUGGAGGAGCUGGAUAACGUGACCUUCACAAGCAGUUUCCUGGGCAGUAAGGAUCACGCUGGGAUGCUCUUCUUCUCUCCCACCUGUCAGCCUCUAGAUGGCCUCACCCUCCCCCCUCAGCCCUUCCUGUUUGGCCUGCUCAUCCAGAAACUGGAGGUGCCUUGGGCUAAAGUCUUUCCACUCAGGCUGCUUCUACGGCUUGGAGCUCAAUACAGUGUGUAUCCCACUACAUUGACUAGUUUUCGUUUUCGGGACUCUGUUUAUCGAGAGACGGGACACACCAUUAUGAAUUUACUGGCUGACCUGAGGAACUACCAGUACAGUCUGUCAGUCGUGGAGGGCCUGAGGAUCCACAUGGAGAUGGGCCACAGUUACAUCGACAUUCCCAAAAGUAGCUUCAAUGAGAUGCAGAAGGUGGUGAAUGCGUCUAAUGAGCACGUCAUCAGUAUAGGAGCAAGUUUCAGCUCGGAGGCCGACUCUCACCUGGUGUGUCUCCAGAAUGAGGAGGGAAACUAUCAGACCCAGGCUAACAGCAUGCCUGGGAAGACCCGCACAGUGACUGGGGCCAGUUUUGUGGUGUUCAAUGGAGCGCUGAAAGCCUCCUCGGGCUUCAUUGCAAAGUCCAGCAUUGUUGAAGAUGGGUUGAUGAUUCAAAUCCCUCCCGAGACCAUGGAGUCUCUGCGCUCUGCCCUGAGGGAGCAGACAGACUUCCACAUACCCUGCGGCAAGAGUGACGGAGGGGAGCUCCGGGAAAACGUCACUGUCCGCUGGGUUGACUGGAGGUCACCCGUCAACACGGGCAAAAGUAGCGGGGUUGAUGGGAGACCUCUGGAUGGAGUCCACAGUGUGAGGAUGCAGCAGGACACAGAGUUCGAGUCAGACGGUCGCACCAUCAGAUGCACUGAGGUGUUCUACCAGCUGAAGAGUCCUGACUGCAGCCUUGCGUCAGUGCUGUCGUCCUGCAGCGUGUUUCAGAAGGAGAUGGCUUUGGCCGCCUGCAGCGCUCUGACUCCUCACCUCGCUGUUCUCACCUCCAGUGGCAUCAACUCCAUCUCUCUCCGCGUCUCCACGCAGGCCGACAUGGUGGAGUACCAGGCCGGCUCCGGAGGGCGGCUCCUCCCUCAGCGCUACAUGAACGAGCUGGACGGCGCUCUGAUCCCCGUCAUCCAUGGAGGUAGCGCUAGUGUGCCACAGACUGCCAUGGACGUGGAGUUCAUCUUCUACAUCUCACACGCUAUCUAAUGCACAUUGCGGCCGUGUCACACUCAAAGUAUCGAAACAAAUAAAAAUCCACUUAACCCAAGGUGGUUGAGCAGAGAGAGAGAAGCUGUUGGUUGUGGCAGGACAUUGUGGCUAAUUCAGCAGCUAAUUGUGCAGGACUGGACUUGCAGCCAGUCUCAGAGGACAAGUAGCCGCUGGCACAACAUUCCCCCUCUGAGGUUGAGGAUGCAAACUGAUAUGAUAUUGGUUUUCUGUUAAGGAACCGGUGUAUGUUUGUGCUUUUCGUGCUCACCAAAGCUGCUUUAAUACAAGAAGCCAAACACAAAACAAGGAAUACGACAACACGACCAAAUACGACCAAACGAUUCAAACCGUUUUCCUCGGCUCUGCCUUCCAGGCUCCCCGCUGGCCUCUGUCAGCUCGGAGCACCUCAGUGAAUGUUUCCCGCAGAAAUGUCUCUCAUUUGGAUGUAUUUAUUAUAUUUUAAUAUGGGCUUAUUGAAUGAAAUGAUGAUAUUAAAGCAAGGGAUAUUACUGACUGCAGUA
Molecule: messenger RNA, 5016 nt
Organism: Xiphias gladius (swordfish)
Lineage: Eukaryota; Metazoa; Chordata; Actinopteri; Istiophoriformes; Xiphiidae
Gene: zfyve16
Product: zinc finger, FYVE domain containing 16
Exons: 18
Coding region: 170-4492 (1440 amino acids)
Biological process (GO): endosomal transport
Cellular component (GO): early endosome membrane
Molecular function (GO): metal ion binding
Source: RefSeq, a predicted model, not a curated record